AUGGCUGCGUUGAUGAUGGUUAGAGAUAUAAAACCACGUAACGACGGGAACGAAGAACAUGAACAACAGAGCCCAACGGGCUCAGAGCCACAUAGUGGCGAGGAUACUGGUCGGGUUAUUCAAGACAUUAAAAACGUGUAUCCUGAAGUUAUUGAUUUAUUUAGAGGAGUUAAUGAUUCAAUUUCAAAACAUUCUAUAACCCUCGAUGAAGAGAAUAAAUUAACAGAUUAUAUAUUCGUCAUUAUUGCAGAAUUAAUGAAGAGAAUAAAUGAAAAAGGAAUUGGUGAUAUCAUUAAUGUCAGCGAUGUAAUGAUGAAAAGAAAUUUUGACUCAUUAUUUACAAAACCGAAAACAGAAUAUAGUCUUUAUGACGUAAUUACCGAAUUAAUGAAAAAGAUUAAUGAUAAUAAGAGUUCUGGCGGAAGAGUUGAAUUAGAAGUGAAUGAUGUUAAUGAGAAAUUAGCCGAAAAAGCAGAUAAAAACCACGUUCAUUAUAUAACUUCAGACGAACAGAUUAUAACGGACUACCAUGGAUAUUUAACACGAAGUGAUGAAGCGAAGACAAAAAAUGUUAAUGAAAGAAGAUAUAAAUACAUUCGUGCUAAAGGUUAUGACAUAAGCUGUACUGUACAGUAUGACACAGGUAAAGCACCAGAAGCAUUUAGUUAUAACGAUGAAAUUUAUGCCUCUACUUUCUCUGUUAAUGGUGUAUUAGUUGAACCAAGAUUUAUGUUAAGAGUUAAGGCAAAAAUAACGUUUGAAGAUGCUAUUAAAAGUAAAGCUGACAAAGUUGAACUUGACGCAACGAACAAAGUUUUGAAAUCUCAUAA
This is a messenger RNA of Trichomonas vaginalis G3, 830 nucleotides long. Its product is annotated as keratin-associated protein family. The annotation marks the transcript as partial. The transcript has a single exon. The record is from RefSeq and is a predicted model, not a curated record. Lineage: Eukaryota; Parabasalia; Trichomonadida; Trichomonadidae.